CGCGUUACAAGAUAACAUAAAUGUAUAAGCAUUGUAACUGUUAUUUCAUACUUUCAGAUACAUACAGCAAGGCAAGGAGGAAAGCCAGAGACGCGGAGGAUACCAGCGACUUAUUGUCUGAGGCAGAGUCGAGUCGCAAACGCAAAAAAACCAAAAGGUUUAUUUCCUCAGAGACCGAGGACUCUGACGAAUCGAUGUGUUUUCCUUCGCCUCCCCCGAUGCCGGAAAUGAAAAAGGAAAUGUCAACGCAACAUUCUAUCCGUAUAGACGAGGCAGCUGCCACUGAAGCAGACUCCAGCAGUAACAGCCAAGAAGACACGACAUUAAAAUAUUUAAAAAUAAUCAUUCAACAACAGCAUUUGCAGCGUGCGCUGCUUACCGAUAUUUUAGGUCGUGUGGAGGCGUUAGAACAGCGAAUAUCGAAGGUGGACACAGUCCCAGAGGGUAAACGAUUUAUAUUUGUAUUACCGAUCGUUUACCCAAUAAACACAAGCGAGGAUAUGUCCUUACUGGAAAAUUAUUUACAGGACGAUGGAAAUUUUAAAGAUGCGGUAACAGAACUAAGUCAAACUGGCGGGUCUGUUAACUACAAUUUUAUAAAACGGGUUUUAACCUUAAUUUUAAGCAACCAAUUGGCGAUGGGGUAUAGUUGGAUGGGACGAAAAGGGAAACAAAAAUUUAAUUCCACCAACGUGGCCAAAGUUUUAAUAGAAGCAGCGCAGCAGAUGGGUCUGGGUCAGGUGAAGAAAGACACUGAGACUUCAAUAAUGUUAUGGCUGAGGAGGGCUGCCGAACGGACCAGGAGCAUUGCAAAAAAUUUGUAGGUGUUUCCAUAUUUCGGGCCGAUUCCCGAGGCACCGCACCGCCUUCUGUAUCCCCACGACCGCUCCAGGAUCGACUAAAAUUUCCUUGUGCUGUCUUCUGUUCAUUUAUUUUUCUGUCGAGUGACGUUUAGUGGAAUAGGCUUACAGGGGAAACCACUUUAAAAAAAAACGCAUCAACAAUAAUACCUCUUGGGGGAUGUGGAAAGUUAUUGUUAUUAUGUGUAUAUAUAAAAGAUGUUUAUAGAUCAAAACAUAGUAUUAAUUACUUUAAUUAUCUGUGAAAAUAACAAGUAUUGACAGUACAAGGAAAUUGUAAAUGUGUAAUUCCGAGCACUAAUGUAUAGUUUAAGAUUAAAUAUAUGUAUAUAUAAGUAUAACGUUCUAAAGGGUGUUCCUAAUUUAAGUGCCAAAAUUUUAGGAGCAUGUAGGGCACCGAUAAUCUACGAAAAGAAGUCCUUUAGAGGUAUACUC
Hylaeus volcanicus is the source of this 1295-nucleotide messenger RNA. RefSeq lists its product as uncharacterized. Lineage: Eukaryota; Metazoa; Arthropoda; Insecta; Hymenoptera; Colletidae. The record is from RefSeq and is a predicted model, not a curated record. The coding region runs from base 21 to 824 and encodes 267 amino acids. The transcript is spliced from 5 exons.